Rhizoctonia solani is the source of this 948-nucleotide messenger RNA. RefSeq lists its product as uncharacterized. NCBI's taxonomy places the organism in Eukaryota, Fungi, Basidiomycota, Agaricomycetes, Cantharellales, Ceratobasidiaceae. The record is from RefSeq and is a predicted model, not a curated record. The coding region runs from base 1 to 948 and encodes 315 amino acids. The transcript has 4 exons.
AUGUCAUAUCCUGACUACCGUCUGCUUCCGGCGGAACGCUUGGAAACUUCAAUGUCAACAGCUUCGAUGACACUGAGCAUGCCCGCCAAUUUAUCUUUAACUACCUCUGUCCACCCCGUCCGCCACUGGUAUGCCUCGCUUGGCCACGAGUCGGGCGCGGCAUUCAUGGUGGGAAAGACUACCCGCAACAUCCGCAAGGCAAUGAAACCGGACCUGCAGGAGAAAUGCAAGAGUAUGUUUAACCGAGGUCCCAAUUACUGCUUGCCGGUACCCGGUGCGAACGGGCUCAAGUGGGAGAUGUUCUUCAACGAUGAGAAGAGUCGUAUACUCGUGCUUGAUGAGUUCAUGGGAUCGGAUAAAGUAGGCGAUAUGUAUCCAUACCAUCCAGAAGAUGAAGAUCUCACUAUCUCUCGGUCGCAUGAUAACGGUCAAACAUCUGGCAAAUCUGCCCCUGCCCCUAAAAAGAGGCCUUUUCCAGAUUACCGCCUGGUAUAUUUCUUGACUGACCAAGAGCUAAUCAACAUUCACAAAGCCUGCGGCGGAACGCUUGGAAACUUCAACGUCAACAGCUUCGAUGAUACUGAACAUGCCCGCCAAUUUAUCUUUAACUAUCUAUGUCCACACCCCGUUCGCCACUGGUAUGCCUCGCUUGGUCACGAGUCGGGCGCGGCAUUCAUGGUGGGAAAGACUACCCGCAACAUCCGCAAGGCAAUGAAACCGGACCUACAGGAGAAAUGCAAGAGUAUGUUUAACCGAGGUCCCAACUACUGCUUGCCAGUACCCGGUGCAAACGGGCUCAAGUGGGAGAUGUUCUUCAACGAUGAGAAGAGUCGUAUACUCGUGCUUAAUGAGUUCAUGGGAUCGGACAGGGUGGGUGACCUGUAUCCGUACCGUCCUGAAGGAGUGGAUAAUGCUGUCGCCUUCGAGAAGGCUUGCGUGCCAACUUAA